AUGACAAAACCUGAUGACUCAUUACAGCCUCCUGGCAUAGACCUCAGAGCUGCUCUCGUCUUGCUGCCGGUGCUGCUGCUGCUCAUGGUCCCCACGCCCUGGGGAUGGCAGCCGUUGUCAGGAAGGCUCGCCGCCAACAUAGGAAACUCACAGCGCAAGUUCAAAGUUCUGGAGGCUCGCUUCCAGUUCCGCUACGUCACACUUAGCGAGACUGGGGGCGUGGGAGAUGCCAGCGGUGGGGGCAGCAAAGUCCCUCCCCCCACUGAGGGUGGGACCAUCAGCCGCACCAGCUCCACCAGGAGUAGCCUGCGCAAGGUGCUGCCUCCCGUACCUGACUUCGACCAGCAGUUGUCCAUGGCCAGCAAGAUGAUCGACCAGCGCACUUGUACACCGAAGGGCAACCAUGCCUACAGUCCUCACUACUUCGAGAACAUCUUGCUGGCCGAGUAUCAACUGUUGCAGAAAGAGCGGGUACAAGGCGUUUAUGUUAUACCUUCCGCCAAAAGCCCCUUGGUGUGGUUCGGUGUGGUGUUCGUGCGUCAGGGAGACUACCAGGAAGGAAUAUUUCGCUUCACGCUGCACAUUCCUGAGAAUUUCCCCGACGGCGCUGUACCGAGAAUAUUAUUCGAGACGCCGGUGUUCCACCCGCUGGUGUCACCAGACACAGGCGAGAUGGACGUGGCGCGAGGCUUCAACUACAAGUGGCGUCGCUGCAGCAACUUCCUCUUCCACCUGCUGCUCUACAUGCGCCGCGCCUUCCUCAAGAUAGAGACUUCCAAGCCCCUGAACCCCGAGGCCGCCGUGCUGUACGAAAGCGACCCUGAAUUGUUCCAGCGCCGGGUGCGGGCGUGCGUGAGCGCUAGCCUGCAGAGCGUUUACGACCCGCCGGCGGCCGCGGACUACGACGCGCACGCCAUCAUAUUCUCACAGUUUGACCCCAUCGUCCACGAGCCCAUCAGGAAGCAGCUUAAAACUCCUCGGCCUCUCAAGACGAGCGCGGAAGAAAGCAUCGGCGUUGGGCUGUCGUGGGUCAAGCCUGACACCAUGCAGAUCUUCUCUCAGCAGCCCAGCACCUCCUGACCCUGCCCUACGCCAUAGCCGUCUCAGCCCUACGUCCCAGCACGUCCUGACCCAGCCCUACGCCUUAGCCGCCGCAGCCCUACGCCCCUGCACGUCCUGCUCCAACUAUACGCCCUGGCGACCUCUGCCCUACGACCCAGCACGUCCUGACCCAGCCCUACGUCAUAGCCGUCUCAGCCUUACGCCCCUGCACGUCCUGACACAGCCCUACGCCCCUGCUGCCUCUUUCGGGGUGCUUUAUUCCAGCAAGGCUCGUCGCUCUUUUCUACUUACAGCUUUUAAUUUAUUCCUGUUGAGCAACAGAUCAUUUAUUCUCCAGUCAGACGCUAGUGAUGUUGACGUUCGUACGUUGUUACUAACUUAGAUGAGUGCGCACGCGCAAUUGCAAAUGUUAACUACUAAUUUUGCGUAGAUGUGUAGUCCAGAACUUCAAAGCUAGAACAUUAUAUAUAAUCUUACGAAAUAAUCAGAUUUAUUUAAUCAAACGCAUUCACUUAUUUUACAAACAAACAGACAUAACAUUACAACCGUGAAUAUUUUAUAAUUAUUUUCAUAAGUAGCCGGUGACAAAUGUAUGGCAGAGCUUCGCCACUCAGCAGAGCCUAUGAACAUAUCUAAUUCGUACAAUUUCCUUAGGAUAAUUCCGCGCCUUCUGAGCGAACAUCUAACGUCACUUUGAAUGUGUAGUAUAAAAAAUAGGGUUUUUAUUUUUUUCAACAUUUAUAGUGUACAUAUUUCGUCAGUAUACUGCCGAAACAUGGUUUUUCUUUUUUAAUCUCUAUUUAGACCUUCUUUUUUGCUCUGAAAAUAGGCUUCUGAUUUUCACGUGUGAGCAAAGAAAUGCUUCUCGAUUUUUUUACUAAGCUAUGUCAAUUAUGCGAAGCAUAAGCCAACUUUUAAAUCUAGGUACAUUUUAGGACGACUGAUCGAAAGAUUUUUUUUUUUAUAUUAUAGGUGCCAAUUAUUGCUUUUCUCUAGUGUAGUUAAUGAUGAACUUACGAAUAAUUCCAUCAGGUUUUUAUGACGAGUCGAUUUUUAUGAAUUGUCAAGACGCAUCCGUAGAACAGAGCCAUUUUAAAAAACUAAGUAUUGUGAGUUCUUUGUGUGGCAAAUGACUUCAGGGGCCAUACUUUCAAAACUCGCUAAGUGAACAUAAGUAU
This is a messenger RNA of Hyalella azteca, 2240 nucleotides long. RefSeq names its product AKT-interacting protein. The record is from RefSeq and is a predicted model, not a curated record. The transcript is spliced from 10 exons. The coding region runs from base 1 to 1080 and encodes 359 amino acids. NCBI's taxonomy places the organism in Eukaryota, Metazoa, Arthropoda, Malacostraca, Amphipoda, Hyalellidae.